GUUUUAGUGCUCCAGAAGGUAACAGCUGAGCUUUUUCUUAAAGAGAGUGGUUUUGUGACAGGAUAAAACCAGUCAGACACUAGCUGAAAACAAGGACGGGCAGACCUUCAGACAGUUGAGGGGAGGUAUGUAAGCAUUACUAAAGAUUAAUAAAUUCUAUGUAUGAAUUGUAUUAGUCAUAUAUGUACAUGAAUCCUAUGUUUUAUGCAGUAAUAAGAAUUAAUAUAACCUUUGGACGCUUUUUACUGUGUUUUGUAUUUAUAUAUGUCACUAGUUAUAUCUUAUAGCGUACAUUUCAUUAUUCAACUGUUUAGGUACUCACAAAUUGUCUGAUAGAAAGCUGAUUCACGUGCUUGUUGAUGUGCACAGAUCAUUUGAAUCCACACAUCCUGGAGACAUACAUUUACCAUUAGAAGCUCAAUCCAACAAACCAGUUUUCGAUACAAAAUUACCUUUAACAAAAACCUUACAUGAUAAGGUACUGAAAGUGCCAUCCAACCGCUCCUACGAUUUUGAUCCAGCUUCUACAUCAUCAUCUAAAGACACCAGAGCACUAUUAUCCUCGUUUGCAAACAUCAAGAUACAGAGUCAUACGUCGGCACUGGGGCGCAGUAAAGUUGUUGGUGAGUCUGUAAGCAAAGCACCAACACAACAAGCAGCCAUGCAACAAAAAAGUGAUAAUUUAUAUGUUAAGCGAUCUGUGAGUCAUGUAUCAAAGCCGGUAGAGGUCACAACUAAAAAAACACGAUUGGGCCAUUCCAUAGCAAACACUAACAUGGCAUUAUUGAAUAAAGCAGCUAAGAAGCAAAGCUUUAAUAAUCAUAACUGGUACACUUGGUACACCCACCAAACUGAUUUUUGGCACAAGUUACAAGGUACUAUUCAGAAUAUAAUAAUAGAUGUUACAGCCUUAUUGGGCCUACCAAGUAAGAAUGAAUUAUUAUCCAAAGUUACUGAAUUGAGUGAAAAACUUGCAAUGUACAAUAUAAAUAAGACAUUUAUACAUGGUGUAGAACUUUUACCACAAACUAUUGUGGGUGAUGCACACUCAUUGCUUAGCUCUUUUGUACCUACACCAUUACCAACCAAUAAUGCCAAUGACACAGUAACAUGGCUUAUAGCCCAGUGUCGUUUCUGUUGUGGUUUAAGGUACGUUAUUCAUUCAGUGUUGAAUGAAUUUCAAUGUUUAGUAUCAAUGUCUGAUGAGAGAAUGAGGUCUGUAAUGGCAUCAAAACUAAAAACUAGAUACACUGCCGUAAGCAAUGUGUUUCGUUGUGGUCUAAGAGAAAUGAUUGGUAAAGGUUUAAAAACUAAAAGGGUUAGAUACCUACAACACAAAAAAAAUGUAAAAUAUCGAUCCAAGACUGUAAAAAAAGCUAUAAAAAUGCUAAGAUCAUUAAGGCGUACAGUCCCAGAUAAAAGACGGCACUGUAAACCUUAUUGUAGUGUGUCUGGAUCUAGAAUAGCCUCAACUGUAAACCAAAACAUUAAUCCCGAUACAGUAAUGCCUGGUAGUUCAUCUACCGUACCUGUUAAAGAAAUAAUGCAGUCACAUAUACAAUACUCACCAGUGGUCCAUCAAAAUGCCAUUUCAAAUACGCCCAAUGAAAUACCUGUACAGAAUGAAGCGCAUGACCAAAAUAAUGGCCGCGAAGCAUCUGUGUAUUUGGAACAUAUUAAUCGUUUCCAAAAAUCACGCCGUGAAUAUUAUGAACAUUUUAGAUUUGUAAAUUUAGAGAAAAUGCCAUCAUGUAAGGAUUCUGUUCAUUCUGUACACGGCGCUAUCCAAGGUUUAUUAAAUGGUAUGAUGCCUGAUAUAGGGCAUCAUGAUUUGAUUCAGUUGAGACUUGAUGGUGACGGCCUCAGCAAUCCUUUGUAUUCUAUCAAAAGAUCCAAGGACAGCUUUAAUGCUGAAUCCUUUUUGAAUGAUGUUUCCAAAUUAUUACAGAGUAAUACUGAGCUUCUUGGAAAUGGAACAUUAAGACUAGUCGUGUCGAUUGUCAAAAAUAGAGUCGGGGGAGUAAUAUCUCGAAGGCGCGUGAGGUCCACACCCUAUAGUCGUAUUAUAGCUAAGAAAAAGCGCUGGCUUUUUGACUUACACAAUGAAAAUCUAAUUCAGGAAAUAGAUUUUUGUAGAACAAGUUUUGUACAAUGGUAAUACACUAUUAUCGCAUAAACCUGAUAAUAUUAUUUGGUUUUAUCCAUGUUGGCAGUCGCUUUAUGAUGAAUUGAUGCAAAAACUACCCAAUAUACAGUUUAUAGAAGGCUUACCUAAUAGUUUUACAGAUGAUGCAUUAUUUCCAUCUGAUAAAAUUAAUUUAACAGUUGUUGAUGAUCUCAUGGAGGCUGCUAGCGAAAGUUCUGAAAUUGAGAAAGCAUUCACCAAGUACGUGCACCAUAGAAACCUUAGCAUCAUGUACCUUGUACAAAACGUGUUUUGUCAAGGUAAAAAAAGCAGAACCAUUAAUUUAAAUACUAAAUAUAUAGUUCUAUUUAAGAACCGCAGGGAUAAGUUACAGAUUACAACUUUGGCUAGACAAAUGUAUCCUGGAAAAUCGCAAUUCUUUUUAGAGGCUUUUGAGGAUGCCACCAGUAAACCUUAUGGCUAUUUACUUGUAGAUUUACGAUCUACAACCCAUGAUGAUUACAGAUUAAGGGCAGAUCUCUUUCCACCUGAUCUGCCAUUGGUGUACAUCUUACAUCUGACACUUCACACUUCAGUUACUUACCCUAAUUUAUAUCAAGUCACUUUGAUCCACAUUAUCCUGUACCUUAUCUGUUUGUAUCUAUUUGUCCC
Messenger RNA from Xenopus tropicalis (tropical clawed frog), 2797 nucleotides. RefSeq lists its product as uncharacterized. The record is from RefSeq and is a predicted model, not a curated record. The transcript has 2 exons. Bases 662 to 2158 code for a protein of 498 amino acids. Lineage: Eukaryota; Metazoa; Chordata; Amphibia; Anura; Pipidae.